Molecule: messenger RNA, 3798 nt
Organism: Peronospora matthiolae
Lineage: Eukaryota; Oomycota; Peronosporomycetes; Peronosporales; Peronosporaceae
Source: the annotation of a GenBank genome assembly
AUGAAGUCGUCGUCCUCAUCGUCCUCAUUCCCAAGCGCCUCGUUGCUCCCGAAAGACGAGACGCUCGCCUUGGACUUCCUCGAGCAGUACCCAAGCUACGACGGCCGCAAUGCCGUCGUCGCGAUCUUUGACACGGGAGUCGACCCAGGAGCUAUAGGGUUACAAACCACGUCGGACGGCCGACCCAAGAUCAUUGACAUUGUGGACGCUACAGGCGCAGGCGACGUGGACACGUCGACGGUCGUUGAAGCUGUGGACCAGACGCUGACGCUCGCGAGCGGACGCGUGUUGACGCUCAAUCCCGACUGGACGCCCAGUCGAGAUGGAAAGUACCACGUGGGAACGCUCUUUGGCUUCCACGUGUUCCCGAACGACCUCGUGACGAGGCUCAAGCGGGAGCGCAGGGAGAAGCUGGAUAUUGCUCACAGAGCAGCUGUGAAUGACGUGCAGGAGGAGCUCGUUCAGUGGCAGAAAGACAAUGGAGAUGUGAACACCAAAGAAAAUGGACGGGAAAGUGCAACUGCUGAGCGGGUAAAAAAGGACCUGGAGACGAGACUGGGGCAGCUGAAGGAGUUCGGGGAUAAGGAGUUUGAAGACCCGGGACCGAUCUACGAUGCAGUUGUCUUUCAUGACGGCACGAACUGGCGUGCUGCGCUAGAUACGACGGAGACGGGGAAUUUUGCAGGUAUAUCGACCAUGACGAAUUUUCGAGAGGAACGAGAAUUUGCUACAUUCUCGACCGAGUCGCAGCUGAAUUACGUGUUGAAUAUUUACGAUGACGGCAAGACGUUGAGCGUCGUGAACGAUGUUGGAGCUCAUGGGACGCACGUAGCUGGAAUUGUGGCCGCGUACUAUAGUGAUCAGCCAGAGUGCAAUGGGGUUGCUCCCGGUGCGCAGAUUGUUGCGGUGAAGAUUGGAGACGGGAGGUUAGCAGGCAUGGAAACGUCGUCAGCGUUGAGUCGCGCGAUUUUAGCCGUUAUGGACUCGAGCGUCGACAUUGUCAAUAUGAGCUACGGAGAGUACGCAUCGCAGCAUAAUUACGGCCGCAUCAUUGAACUCAGCAAGGAGCUUGUGGAUGAACACAACGUGACUUUCGUGGUUAGCGCGGGUAACAAUGGCCCUGCGCUGGGCACCGUGGGAGCUCCAGGUGGAACGACUUCGUGUAUGUUGUCUGUUGGGGCCUACGUGUCGCCCAAGAUGAUGGACGCCGAAUACACGAUGCGGGAUAAUGAUCUUUCGGGAACGGCUUACACCUGGUCAUCGCGUGGGCCAACGUUCGACGGUGACCUGGGUGUAAACAUUUGCGCGCCUGGUGCUGCAAUUGCUCCGGUGCCGAACUGGACCCUGAACAAGAAGCAACUUAUGAACGGCACAUCGAUGUCGUCGCCAAAUUGUGCUGGAAACAUUGCGCUGCUGGUAAGUGCCUUGAAGGCUAAAGGCAUGGAAUACACGCCAUACUCGAUUCGUCGUGCGCUGGAGAAUACGGCGGUCAUGGUGCCUAAAGUAGAAGUUUAUGCCCAAGGCAAGGGACUCAUUCAAGUGCUCCCAGCGUUCCAGUAUCUGAUGAACAGCAACACAUUUGACGGUACGAAGAAAUCUCCUUUACAUUACGAAGUCAAAACAUCUUCAGGCAACGGAAAUGCCCGAGGUAUAUUCCUCCGUGAUAGCGCUGAUUUUGCUCACGACAGCACUGAAGUAACUGUUUCGGUCACUCCUAUCUUCCAUAAGAAGACUGCUCAAGAUGACAAAAUUCACUAUGAGCAGCACGUGCGCCUUGUCUCCUCUGUACGUUGGAUUGAUGUGGGACGGAGCUUAGCCCUGAUGCACGGCGGCCGCACGUUCAAGGUGCUUGUAAAGACGAAGCAUUUGACUGCUGGUGAGCACUACGGAGACAUUGUUGCUAUAGACACUUCGAAUGAAGCCCGAGGUACUCUUUUUACCAUUCCUAUUACUGUGAUCAAGCCUGAAAGUGUUGAUUCAGUUUGCCUCUUUGAGAACAAAUUCCAGCCUGGUGAUAUCUCUCGCCGCUUCAUCACACCUCCUGUGGGAGCUACAUGGGCCAACAUCAUUUUCUCGCGUGCGAGUGCAAACCGAGAGCGUGAAGUGGAUUCCAACUCGUCGGGCAAGCUGUACGUUUUUGAUGUAGUGCAGUUCCAGCCAUUUACGCGCCAGAGUCUGUCAUCAUUUCACAAGGCUUUCAAUCUGAAGCCCGACGAAGAAGUUGUCUUUAGUAUGGACUUGAUGGGAGGUCUGACAACUGAGUUCUGCUUGGGUCAAUUUUGGAGCGCUCUAGGAGACUCAAUCGUGCAGAUUGAGAUUCGUUUUCACGGUAUUCAACCGAAUCAAGAGAAGAUUGUUGUCACUGGCGGCGAAGAAUCGCACAAGGUUCUGCUGUCUAGUUCCGUACGGACUGAGACGUUAGCUCCUAAGACGAGCUACACUCAGUAUGUGCAGCGCAUCCGUCCAACAAUAGCAGAGAUCACGCCGCUAAGCUCAAGUCGUGACCAAUUUUCUGACAAACGCCAGGUAUACCAAUUGGUUUUGACGUUUCCAUUCACAAAGAAGGAAAUCGGUAAGGUAGUCCCGUGCUUGCCACUUUUAACUGGACGUCUGUACGAGUCGCCUUUUGAAGGGCAAUUGAUGAUGAUAUUCGACGACAAAAAACAGUACAUGGGCUGCUCGGACGCCUAUGGCGAUGCAACAAUACUGAAAAAGGGAUCGUAUGUUGUUCGUGCCCAAAUACGACACGAAGAUGUGAGCAAGCUCGAAAAUUUGAAGCAAAUGGUGCUGCUCCUGAACCACGAGAUAAAAGAGAUACCCGCGUUAGUGUACGAACACCAGGACGACGUUGCGCUUGGCGGGAAAGCUCUUGAUAAAAAAGGCUUGCCUGCUGGAAAGUGUGUGUCAGUCUUUGUCGCAGAACCUGCUUAUGACAAGCUGCCUACCGGAAGUACUGUGGGAGAUGUUCUGACGGGCAAGAUUUACUUCGGCCAGGAGCACGGAGCGAUAAAAGGAAGCGGUAGACGUCCCAGUGGUUUUGAUAUCACGUAUGUCAUUCCUCCGGCGCUUGCACCGGUUGAGAAGCCUGAGUUGGAAGAGCCGAUGGAGGAGCGUGACGAAGAAGAGCUAGCCAAAGAAGCCGUUCGUGACCUGCUACUUGAGCGGACGACCAAACUGGCUGGCAAGCCCACCUUCUUGGCAGCUUGGCAGCGUCUUGUCGACCAGUUUCCAGACUACUUGCCCGCACUGCAAGCUAAGCUGCACCACUUCGAUACCGAGACCAGUCGAUCGUCUCAUCUAGAAGAAGUGGUCGAGGCCGCUGAUUCAGUGUUAGCACUCAUCAAGCAGGAUGAGCUGGCACUGUUCUUUGGCACUCGAAAUGUUCCUGGUGAUCGACCGGCGUUGGAGAAACAGUUGCGUAAGGAAAAGGAAAAAGAGAAGGAGAUUCUCGUCGACGCUCUCGCGCGCAAGGCUCGCGCUAUCGGCGACACUACCGAACAGUGGGACGACUUCUUGAUGGUAUACGCUGAGCUUCAGAAGUGGGUAGACGUUGAGGCGUCAACUUACCUCCACGUGGCGCUACUGCAUGACCGUCAUUUUGGUGCGUUUGGUCUUGCUCUGCAACGACUGCGCAAGGUCAAAGACUUGACGCGGUCGGAGUUGGUCAAGAUCAUUUCGGACGAGAAGCUUGCCUUCGAAAUCGCCAGCACUCUGAACGCUCUGAAUUGGACGCACUGGGCCAAUUACGAAACCCAAUGGGAACGACGCCGCUUCCCGUCAUCCUACCGCAAAUUCUAG